Messenger RNA from Metschnikowia bicuspidata var. bicuspidata NRRL YB-4993, 2458 nucleotides. It is a transcript of the gene NAN1, whose product is annotated as Nan1p. Gene Ontology annotation, biological process: positive regulation of rRNA processing; positive regulation of transcription by RNA polymerase I. The coding region runs from base 44 to 2458 and encodes 804 amino acids. The transcript is spliced from 2 exons. The record is from RefSeq and is a predicted model, not a curated record. Lineage: Eukaryota; Fungi; Ascomycota; Pichiomycetes; Serinales; Metschnikowiaceae. Gene Ontology annotation, molecular function: protein binding; RNA binding. Gene Ontology annotation, cellular component: nucleolus.
GAUAGUCUUGAUCUGUACUUCAACCAUUGAUUACUAGUGCAUUAUGCCAGAUUUCUCGGACAGAUGGACGAAGUCCAUGAUUUCAGGGGGUAACCCCUCAAUCUUUCCUGGCAUGAUGUCCCUCCCUGCGAUAUCCUCUGCGGAUGGUAAGCACUCAAUCGUCUGUUUGUCACAUCAACUUCGAAUUUAUUUUCUUCAGACAAGACAGUGCAUCAGAACAGUCGAUGUGGAUUUUUCACAGGCAUUGGCAGUGCAUUUAGACCCGGAGAGUGAAAAUCAGAUUGUUGUGUUCACGGCAAAUGAGAUAUUCUACGUGAACUGGAGGGAGAAAGUCGACACCCCUGUUGUUGCAAGACAAAGUAUUUCACCACCUUUCGAGGGGCUACAAAGCGUUUUUAAGGUCACUACAUUGAAGUACUUUGCUGCUGCCAAAGACGACUCCCAGCUCCUGAUUUACGCUCUUGAUAGAGAAACUGCCGCUGCAUCGAAAUCGUUUGAGGUGGAGUCUGUCCGUAAUUACGCUACCUCGGCCGACGGCCAUAAACUUGCUGUGGUACUUGAAAGCGGAGAUGUCUGUCUUUACGAUAUUUCUGCUCUGGCUGUUUCAUCGGACUUCAAGACCUUGUCUGAGUCCAUUGAAGCCACAAAAGAAAUGUUUAGUGGGCAAAAUAAGUCUGUCACCUGCAUUACAGUUUCUGAAUCUGGAAUUAUAGCCAUAGGCAACUCAGCAGGUGUCAUCAAGUUGAUAUAUGGUGGAUCUUCGACUGGCAAACCUCACAGAAAUCUCCGUUGGCAUAUUGAUCCUGUGAGAAGCCUUUCAUUCUCGGCAGACGAAGUAUACUUGGUAUCUGGAGGCAACGAGAAAGUUUUGGUGUUCUGGCACUUGGACCUGGACCGUACGCAAUUCCUCCCGAGAUUGUCUGGUCCCAUAGAUUGUAUAUCUGUGGACAAGAACCGUCCCGAUCACUACACGGUUGCCUUGUGUAUCACUGAAGGCCCCCAGCCUGCUCAUGAAAUCUUGACUAUCCUGGCGGUGGAUUUGAUCUCGCGGUUAUCCGUAAGUCCAGUGUGCCCAAAUUUCGCAACACCUGUGCGCCGUGCUGUGGAUGUUGCUCGCAAGAAUUACCAAUCUCAAAAUGACGAUCUCUCAAGCGUGCGGCACGAUGUGACCGCUCCUUUGGCAGUGCACCCAACCUCCAAACAUCUUUACUUUGCUCGAGGCUCAGCCAUUCAAGCGUAUGACAUGAUACGCGGAGAGCAGGCAUUUGUUCAACAUGCUGUGAUGCAGAUCUCUACCGGUAGAGUGAGAAGCGAGCGGAAAGUGGAGGAUCCAUCUGUGUCUGCCCUUGCAUUCAGUGCUGAUGGGCAGUGGAUGGUAACCUUUGACUCGAUGCCCACCCUGGACUUUGACAAUUUGAUGCUGAAAAAAGAUGUCUCUUUCGCUCUCAAAUUCUGGCAGUUGAAUGAGUCAUCGUGGCUGCUUGCGCUGAAGAUUGUUGAUCCUCAUGGCGCAGGCAUAGAGGUCGGAGCCAUUGUCACGCCAGGUGGGCAUACCUUCACGACUGUAGACAAGAAGGGUGGAAUUCGCGUGUGGAAACCUCGGGCUAACCAUGUUGGCGGACUGUCAUCAACUACUGCCACAGCAGGGGCACCAAACACGGUAACCCAAACAGUUUGGACGCUCCGUAGGGCCAACCCGCCAACAGCCACAGUGGCCCCUGUCGCGGCAUGUUAUUCUCCUGACCGUUCCCUCUUAGCAGUGUCUCAUGGGUCUACGGUGAGGAUUCAUGAGCCAGAGCUGCUACACGCUACCGAAUUUUCUCUUCCAGCUAUGGAGUCUUUCAUAGAGUCCCUUUCGAUUGUGGGUACCUAUUUGAUAAUUGUGUCUCAAAGAAAGAUGAUGCUGUUCGAUUUGGUCUCCUCCUGCGAAACCGACUUGUUUGCUCAAAUGUGCGCUCCCGGAGCAAGAAAUUUAGUUGCAGUUGAUUCGGCCAAGCAGCUUGUUGCUGUUGCGGUCAAUCAAUACUAUACCGAACCUGAGGUUUCGCUCCGGGGGAAAGUUCUAAUUUUCCGUCCGGAUUCGAUCGCACCGGUGUUCGCGACGGAACAUUCCCUGGCAAUCGCAUCUUUGGUUUGUACUCCUUCUGGCUUCUUGUUUGUUGACACCGAUAGCAGAAUAGGUCUUGUCGCUCCUGAGGUCAGGCAUGCUUUGAGCGGAGCAGCCCAUGAUGAUUUGUCUGCCCAAAUGAGCAAGAUGUUAGUGAACGCACAGGCAACAGCCAAUAUUUUGUUUGCACGCUCUGCUGAAGAGUCUACACGCCCUAUUGCCAACGACGACAGCGAUAAAUGGACAGCCUACAAGGCUGUGGAUGUGGCUGUCUUGCAGCCUAUAUUUUCUAACAUCGAAGGAGUCAGUUUAGAUUCGUUGUUUGAAAGAGUUGUGCGGGCGGUUCAAUGA